Messenger RNA from Diaporthe citri, 2295 nucleotides. RefSeq lists its product as uncharacterized. Gene Ontology annotation, biological process: mRNA processing. The record is from RefSeq and is a predicted model, not a curated record. Gene Ontology annotation, molecular function: mRNA binding. The transcript has 3 exons. Gene Ontology annotation, cellular component: spliceosomal complex. Bases 1 to 2295 code for a protein of 764 amino acids. NCBI's taxonomy places the organism in Eukaryota, Fungi, Ascomycota, Sordariomycetes, Diaporthales, Diaporthaceae.
AUGGCCUACAAUCCAUACGGAGGCAACCCAUAUGGUCCUCCUCCCUCCUUCAAUGGCUUUCCUGGAGCAGGCGGUGCGCCUGGCAUGGCCCCGCCGCCCGGCCUAGGCCCUCCACCAGGCAUGUCCUCUGCCCCUGGGAUGGCACCUCCUCCAGGUGUCCAGCAAGCCAAUUCUCCCGCACAAGCUAAUCGACCAAGUGGACUGCCCGCCUCCUUCCAGCCGCCCCCAAACCUGCCAAACAUCAACUUCAACGCCCCCGUGAUCCGCCUCGGCUCCUCGUCGCUACCACCCAAGCCAGCGCCCUCCGCCGGGCCUGAUCGCAGGGAGUCCAAUGCGCCGUCGUCGGCCGGCGGUGGCAGGCCCGGUCUGGGCGCAGACAGGAAUAUCGAACAGUCCCGCGCGGCCGUCAGAGAGAGUAUGCAGGCGCUACAGGCACCAACUCAAGAAGAGCGUUUACGAACAAUAUUCUUGCACAAGAUUCCAGAAACACUGGGUGGCGACGAAGGUGUGGAGAAGUUCUUGGGCCUUGUCGGCAGGUUGCGCCGCUGGGACUCCGCAAAGUCAAAUCUAUCAGACCACAAGGGUGAGCUUUUCGGUUUCGCCCAGUAUGACGACCCUGACUCUCUGGCUACUGCUGUCGAGCUCCUCAAGGACAUCGAGUUGCCCGUCAAGAAGCAAGAGCCUACCGAUGGCCCCGCCAAGGACGAGUCUGGCGACGACGAGCCGUACAAAGGUAUUGAGAAGACCAAGCUACAGGUCGCAGUCGACGAGAGCACGCUCAAGUUCCUCGAGACGUACGAGGAGAACAGAGCCGACGACAGCGGGAGGGAGGCGAGGCUGGAAGCACCCAGAGCUGCGCUGAAACAAGCCGUGCAUGAACUUUUCUAUCCGCCCCUCCGUAAGACGCAAGACGGCGAAGGAGAUGUUAACAUGGGCGAUGCCAACGGUUCAGGUGAAAAUGUCGAGGUUAUCAACAUCCCCCUUGCACAAGAAGACGAACUGGCAGACAUCCCAGCCGAGAUGAGAGAGGUAGUCGCUCAAGAGAUCGCCGCAUUUCGUGACAGGAGCAUUCGGCGUGACAUGGAGCGGCUGAGGCGGGAAGAGGAAAUGGAAGAGAUGGAGCGGACGCGUAACGGCGCUGCACGUCCAUCCAGAGACUCGCCUCCGCCCGGUGCCAAUUCCAUCCCGCUCGGACCCAGAGGCGUGCCAAAUGCACCAUCUGGCCCUCGUGGUGCGGGCCGUGGCGUGGCCUUCAUCAACGGUGCGAAUGGUGACGGAUCAUUCCACAGGGAUGACGAAGAUACCGACGCCAGUGACGAUGAGCUUCAUCGCAGGGAAUCAUCUAAGCACAAGUCCGAGGAUGACAAGCAGUACCUUGAGGCGGAACGGAAGUGGGUCAACAGAGAACGGCAGCGGGCCGCCGCGCUUGAGCGCGAAACAGACCGGGAGAAGGCCGAAGCCGACAGCAUGAAUCAUCGCAUCGAGGAGCAACUCGAGCGCGAGAAGAACUGGGACGACGAGAAGGAGGCCACGCGCAAGGCGCACCCAUACUACCGCGACCAUGCAGCAUGGGCGAGGAAGCGUGCCCAGGACCGCACAGAGGAGGAGAGCCGCGAUGACGCGGACCGCCGGGCCGAGCAAGCUGAGCGCCGACGCGAAGCGGCCGAGAUGGAGCAGGCUAAGGACAUGGCCGACUCGUUCCUCAACCAGCAGGCGCAGGAGAUUGAGCAGAGGCAGCAGCAGGCUGCCUCGGCGGCCGCAGCCCCGGCCCGGUUCACCAUGUCCCUGGGCGCCGCGGCGCAAAAGGCGCAGCAGCGCGCCGGCCCACAGCGCAGGACCAUGGCCGAGGUCGAAGGGCUGCUGGACGACGAGGAGCACGAGCAGACGACCAAGAGGCAGCUGGUGCCGAUCAAGUUCGAGCCGCUGGGGCCGGACGACACCAAGGCCAUGAGCGAGGAGGAGAUCCAGCAGGCGGUCAAGUCGCUGGCGCAGGAGAUCCCGACGGCCAAGGAGGGCCUGUGGGCGUGGGACGUCAAGUGGGACUACCUGGACGACUCGGCCGUGUCGGACAAGCUGCGGCCCUUCAUCGAGAAGAAGGUCGUCGAGUACCUGGGCGUGCAGGAGCAGCUGCUCGUGGACGUGGUCGAGGAGCACCUGCGGCGCCGGUCGCGGCCUGCGGAGCUGGUUGAGGAGCUCGAGGGCCCGCUCGAGGACGACGCCGAGGACCUGGUCAAGAAGCUCUGGAGGAUGGUUAUCUUCUUCACCGAGAGCGAGAAGAGAGGGUUACCUGCUUAG